AUGGCGAAACCGGGCGAAUUCACCCAUCACCAGAUGCAAACGUUGCGGGAAGCGGCCGCUAUUCUUGGCGUGUCGGUGUCUGCCGUCAUCGCCUGCGAGGAUGGACUGAUCUCUCCUCUCCAGUCCUUUGGCGAGCCGCUCUUAGUUCCACCGAUCGACAACCCAUCUAUGCCCAGCCGGCCAGACCUUGUCCAGUUUUCCUCAUUUGACUUCUCGGCUGGUUCUGGCCUGGGCGAUAUUGGUUUGACAUCGAGCGACACAAUGGGGUUGAUGGACGCGAACAAUAUGGAGUUGAAUGCGGCUGGUUUGCCCCUGGGCUGA
Messenger RNA from Ilyonectria robusta, 321 nucleotides. RefSeq lists its product as uncharacterized. NCBI's taxonomy places the organism in Eukaryota, Fungi, Ascomycota, Sordariomycetes, Hypocreales, Nectriaceae. The coding region runs from base 1 to 321 and encodes 106 amino acids. The record is from RefSeq and is a predicted model, not a curated record. The transcript has a single exon.